GCCAUUCACAAAAUAACCAGUCUCAGAAGAAGUUACUGAAGUGAAUUUUAACUGAAGAUGACUUCGAAAAUAAUCGCAGUUCUCUGUCUUUUCUUGGCAGUAAGCUUCGCUGUAAGAGGUUAGUGUAUAAUUAUGGUAUUUUUUGGUAUGAUUUGCAAUAAGUUAGUUUCCUUCUGCAGUAUAACAUUGGAUCAAUGAGGAAUGUUUCCUUACUGCACCUCUAUGCUAACAGUUUAAAAACGAUAGAGUUAUCCAGUUUAAAUGAGGUUAUAGUUUAGUUUCAAAAUACCAAUCAAUGUUCUUUUCUCACAGAAGAAUAUGACACCCAGAUGGAAGAUUAUGCCUCGUCAAAUGAUGAGACGUAUUCAGAUGAAAAGCCAGCUAAAGCGAAGAAAACAGUCAUUGAAGAUACGGGAAGUGAAACGAGCGCCUUAGUUCAACAAGAUAGUGGUGAUAUGGAUGCCGAUGAGCACAAAGGAUGUAAGUUAAAAAACAAAGAAUUUUGAUCAAAUACAAACAGUCAAUCAUUAUCAACAAUCAUUGAAAACAAUACUUGAUAUCAAUAGACAAUACCUUUCCCUUUUCGUAAAAUGAGACGACUGUAUUUUGGCAUAUAACUUCAUAUAACUACAAACCGACAUUGAUAAUAAGUUCUGUUAAAUUUCCCUGCAGUUUCCUAAGCUUAACUUUCAACUUAUAUGGUAUAAACGAGUGUUUAUAUAUAAUUAGUUUCUAUAUCUUAUUUUUCUGUUUAUUCUAUAUUUCAGUCUGUCAUUGGGGAAUUGCUGUGUGGUACAAACCUGGUUUCCAGAUACGCUGUAACUGUAUGAGAUGGUGAGUAAUUAAUCAGGGGUAUCGGUCGAGUGCUUGAUCAGCAUGGGCGAUAAUAGCCAAUAUAAUCGUUUCAGAAAGGGCAGGAGGGAUGUGACAAAGACCUUGGUAUAUACUAAGAACAUUGAGUUAGCUUUCGUGAUGGUUUUAUCCCCGUGGGAUCUCUGAAGUCUUUCUUAAGUUUUAAUAUGGCAUAUUUUAACCUAUGUGACCACUUCGAGAUUACUGGAACAUUUACUAGUGUAGGCAUUUUGCAGGCCCAGCAUGCAGUGAACUCGUUUUCAUAUGGACUGGGCUUUUUUUGCCAUUAAUAGCAAGAACUUCUUUCUCAUAUUCUUUCACAUUCUCGUCAUUAUAAAAGUCGUCACAUAAUUGUCUUUUUGUACGCUUAUUGCAUGCACAAGGAAGAGGCCUGCAUGCAUUAACAAUUUACCCUGGUAGUUAUAAUUUCUUAACAAAUGCCCCGAGUUUUAACGUGUUGUACUAGCAAACUGAGCCACCAAUAGAUUUAAUGAAUUAUGCCAUGUAUAUUUUUCUCAGACACCGUUUCUUCUUAAUUUAUUUCAGUACCUGCAAAGAAGGAGGUGUAUGGAAUUGUGGAUAUCACUUCGCCUAUUGUCCAUACUACUGUAAGUAUCAACACAAUAUGCUUUCAAAAGUUGCACGAACGAACCAGCGUGGUCCCGCAAAAAUUAAGGCCGAAAAUUAGAUUCAAGAAGCCCGCUAAAGGCUUCUUUGUACUUUCCGGAAAUUCUUCUAUCAAAGAAGUACGUUAUUACAGCAGUACAAACAAUCUUUCAAAGAUACAAUAUUUCUUUAGUUUAAAAGUCUUUGUAUACCGAAAUUUGAUGGUGCCACCUUGGGAAUUAAACUGAGAACAUAAGAUAGGCAUACCAACUAAUUUGAACUAUGGCCAUAAAUAGAAAUACUAUACAUGAGUAUAGUAUUUUUAUAGCUCGAAUUCGACUCUGAAAUCGAAAACUCGUCAUACUGAACGGUGUAAAUCGUUCUAUUGAAAGCGGAUGCGGAUCCAUCGGAAUAUAUUCCUGUGUACCCGGGUGUCCGGUUGACGACCAUGUUCGUUGAAGCGAAACAAAAAAAUUUAGGUAAUGUGACGGGUUAGCAAAAAAAUCUUACCCAUGAUUAUGGUUUGCGAACCAAUUCGCACUUGGUGGAAAACUGACUUAAAACUGACUUAAAGGCACCUUUUUUGGCAAAAGAGAAUGACUCAUAUUGCUCGUACUAAUAUUGUGAUAAAUACUUCAAUGCUCUUUUCCAGAUUGUGGCAACCAAAUCUACAAUCCUGCUUCUCAAAUCUGUUGCUGUGGUAAAAUUCACGAUAAGAAAUCCAACCAUGCGUGCUGUGGUUACUUCUACUAUAAUACCAGAGUUUCAAAAUGUUGUAAUUACUACUCUGUGAAGCCCAGAAAGGCGAACUGCCCUCGCGACAGAGUCUAAGAGGCGAUCGAGGAUUCCUUUGAACCUUUUGUAGAGGUUAAACUUGUCUGAGAGUUAAUUUUGUCACCGCAAACUCGGGAAUUAGUCAUUAUAUAUUAAUUGUAAAUUUAUUAGUUCUAUAAAUACAAUGGACACAAUGAUUAUCAUGUUAA
This is a messenger RNA of Paramuricea clavata, 2441 nucleotides long. The record is from the annotation of a GenBank genome assembly. Lineage: Eukaryota; Metazoa; Cnidaria; Anthozoa; Malacalcyonacea; Plexauridae.